GGUUUGAUUUUGACUCUCCUAAUUCACACACAAUUCCACAAUUUCUCCUUACCCCUCAACCCCCAUUUUCUCCCUCACCUCCCAAACAGGUAACCUUAAAUUUUCAUCUCUUUUUCUUUUUCUGCUCUACCAUUUCUUUCAAUUUUCUAUUUCGCUCUCUCUUUGAGCUCGGUCGGCGGAUUCGAGUCCCUUCUUCCCCUUUCCGAACGACCUGGUGAAAAUUGAUUUCCGAGGAAUUUCAAGUCUCCCAAGUUUUCUGCUCUAAUCGGCGAUUCGACUCGUUUCAGCCUUUUAUUUGUCGAUUGUGUUCUUCGGUGAGAAAAUUAGGGUUUUUUUUUACUGAAUCAGGCUCUCCUAUCUCCCAAUUAUCUCGUUAUCUGUUUUUUUCGUUGUUACGAUUUAUCCUCUUUUCCACAUUCUUUUGCAAACCCUAGCUUGUAAGUUUUCAUAUUCUGCCAAAUAUUCAUUUAUUCUUAUAUUGUUUGAUUUGUAUAGUAAAAGUUUUGAAAAGUAGUGAGGUGUCGUUUCGCUUAUUGAUUCUAUUGUAUUAUUCAGAUUUUCUUAGGGUUCCUUACAAGAAGCUCUGUGAGAUUUUAGGUGCGUUGUCUUUUAGUUUACCAUCCGAAAUUGAGGGUUUCCUUAUUGAAUCUGAUAAGCUUCGCGUUACCAUAUUACACACCAAAAACGAGAGAAAAUAAAAAACAACAACAAAAAAAAGAAAUAGAAAAAUUAAAAGUAAAAAAAAAAAAAAGGUCCUCCUUUUAGCUGUCUUUAGAUUUGUUCUAAACCAUAAAUGGCAUUAAAUUUUUCACAUCGCCCCAUAUUUCCGGCACAUAUAUCUGAGGAUAAUUUGAUAUCGCCAAUGAGAAUUGUUAAUGGGUGUUUAGUGGAGGGUGUUCCAGAGAAGAAUGUGGAGAAUUUUGCUUGGUCGAGACAUGUCUGGCGAGAAUCGCAUGAGGGAUUUGAUUAUGGUUAUGGGGGGGAAAGGGUAGAGAAGUAUGAUUCUUCGGAGUCAGUAUCUGAGGAUAUCAUUGACCUUCUCCCUGCUGAUCCAUUUGGUAUGGAUAUAAGCACCACUAUCACAGCCAUUACUGGUUGGCUUGAGGAUUUGGAAGUUGAUUAUGGAGGAUGUAGGAGAAACCAUGCUGGUCCAAGUAAUGAGGACUAUGGUUUACUUGCGGGUUUUAAUUUUAUUUGGAACGAUUCUAUGAGGUUCCAAUCAUUCCCUAGUAGUCACAUUCUGUCUGAUGACAAAUUGAAUAGAGGUGAUCCAGUGAAUUGGCUUAUCGGGGAGAGAGUUAUGAGGGACGCCUUGGCCCAUGUUGGUCUUGGCUCAGCUUGCAAUGUGGGGGACACUGCAGGGUUCAAUAAUGUAGGUUCAGGCAGUUUUCAGCCCCAGAUCAUGGAAACAGGGGCUGGUGCGACAUCUUGCUCUGGUGAAGAUGAAAGAACCCCUCACGAGGCUUUAUUUUUUGCUCUUGGUUACCUUGGAGUGAAGGAUCUUUUGACUGUAGAAAGUGUUUGUAGGUCCUUGCGGCUUACUGUCAAAAAUGAUCCUCUAUUAUGGAGGAGCAUUCACAUUGAAAAACCAUUGGCUGAGAUCAGUGACGAUGUCCUCUUGCAAUUGACUAGCAGGGCUCAAGGUAACUUACACUGCUUGAGUUUGUUAGAGUGCACUCGCAUCACAGAUGACGGUUUGAGGCGGGUACUUGACUCUAAUCCGCGUUUGACAAAGCUAUCGGUUCCUGCAUGUACAAGACUCAGUAUUGAGGGCAUUGUAAAUAUGUUGAAGUCUUUUAACUGUCAAAGAGGUAUAAUGGGUAUAAAGCACCUGAGAAUUGGCGGUCUUUAUGGAGUGACUCAUGAACAUGUUGAAGAACUGAAGUUCCUUCUAGGUGUAGAUAGCCAGGCGCAGCAAAUUGUUUACGAACCCCAUUUCUUUUCUCGAAGGAAUAUUUAUCGUUUAUCUGAUGACAAUCAGGCUAUUGAUGUUCAAAUAUGCCCUGUAUGUGAAAAAAUGAGGUUGGUCUAUGAUUGUCCUGCAGAGGGUUGCCAAGUGAAAGAUCAAGCUACUCAAGAAUGUAGGGCCUGCUCACUUUGCAUUUCACGGUGCAGUGAAUGUGGCAGAUGUAUAAAUAACACUGAAUAUGAGGAAACUUUUUGUUUGGAAUUGCUUUGCUCUGAUUGCUUUAAGCAGCCUUUGAAGUGCGAAGAUGAGCGGGAGGGAGGAGGGGCUGGUUCUUGUGAAGGAGAUCAAAGUGUGACCACUUGGGAGUAAAUUUAUGUGCUAUCUGCGUGUUUAAUUGGAUAAAUGUCGAAAAAGAAUGUUAAGCAGCCUUUUUGACUGCUAUGAGUUUGUGUAAACACGUGCCGAACCUGUUGAAUUGUUUUGGUUGUUGAACAGCUGUCAGGAAAAUAACUGACUUGAAUGAAGUAGAGAGUUGUGCUUUAAAGAAAUAGGUAUGAUGUGUUCCAUGUUCCAGAGACGUGUUGGAACGUUGGUUUUUGUUAAUGAAUGUUCAUUAAUUUAA
Capsicum annuum is the source of this 2531-nucleotide messenger RNA. RefSeq names its product F-box protein SKIP14. Bases 794 to 2278 code for a protein of 494 amino acids. NCBI's taxonomy places the organism in Eukaryota, Viridiplantae, Streptophyta, Magnoliopsida, Solanales, Solanaceae. Gene Ontology annotation, molecular function: protein binding. Gene Ontology annotation, cellular component: cytoplasm. The record is from RefSeq and is a predicted model, not a curated record. The transcript is spliced from 2 exons.